CAAUCACCAUUGUGCCUGCUAAGUGGCUUCUGGUCAGUUUUGGAUGUUUUGUCGAAGUCACCUCCGAAAGCCUUGGAAGUUUAUCCCGGAACUCAUAACAACUUUCUUUUUGCGGAAAACUGUCGGAUAUGGACGACGCAUCGCCGCCAGCUCCUUGCACUUUGAAAAAAUGGGCGAAUUAUCGAAAGGGAUUCCCUUCUCCAAGGCGACCUGAAGGGGAGCUAACCUGUUAGCUUUGGGCUAGCAGUAUGUCAACCACCAUCCUCCUACCCGGGGACUCUGCUAUAAGAGCGGGUCCUCCAGGAUGCUUCACAGAUGUCGGAAUAUUACUCCCAAAUGGAUGAUGUUUUUCAAGAUGAUUCAGCAAUGCCAAGAAGAAUUCUCAGCAUCAUCAGUCUCACCCACCCCUUCUCUCCCCGGACCCCACGGUUCUGUCGAGCGCGCAGGCGUGCCAAGCUGCGUGGGAAUGGCUGUUGGUGCGAUGGAGGGGGUUGGGCUGCGCGGAGCGAGUGGAGCGCUACAUGAGUUUGUAAUGUCCGCCAUGUUGGCCAUGGCGCAUUGAACCGGGGAGGCAGAGCGGAGCGCCAGAGCCUCAGCGACCGACAGAGAGCGACCGAGACGCGGGCCUGCCCGGCCGCUGCUCGCGCUGCUACGGACCCGAGCCUCGCCUCGAUCGAGCAGCUGACUCCAGGACACCGUUCCGGAUCCAUCCAUGAGAACUACACACGGGACUGCUGUUAUUCCUCGCAGAUCCACUAGCUUUAUGCUGCGUCUUUUCAUAUAAAACAUGAGUAAAUUGUCGUUUCGGGCGCGGGCGCUGGAUGCUAGCAAGCCCCUGCCCGUCUUCCGCUGCGAGGAUCUACCGGACCUGCAUGAAUAUGCUUCUAUCAACCGGGCUGUGCCCCAGAUGCCUACCGGGAUGGAAAAGGAGGAGGAAUCGGAGCACCAUCUCCAGCGGGCCAUCUCGGCGCAGCAGGUCUACGGCGAGAAGCGGGACAAUAUGGUCAUCCCCGUGCCCGAGGCCGAAUGCAACAUCACGCACUACGAGUCCCUCUACCCGGGGGAUUUCAAAAUGCCAAAGCAGCUUAUUCACAUACAGCCUUUUGGUCUGGACACAGAGCAGCCAGACUACGACCUAGAUUCAGGGGACGAGACUUUUGUGAAUAAGCUGAAGAAGAAAAUGGAAAUCACCGCGCUCCAGUUUGAGGGGAUGAUAGACCGUCUGGAGAAAGGCAGCGGGCAACAGUUUGUCAGUCUGCAGGAGGCCAAGCUACUGCUGAAGGAAGACGACGAGCUCAUCAAGGAAGUGUUUGACUACUGGAGCCGAAAGAGGAAGGUGUGCAAGGGCGGCACGUUCAUUUCCUUCGUCAAGCAGGAAAAAAGAGACGGUUCCAGCACCAGCGACCCAUAUGUGGCCUUUCGCAGACGGACGGAGAAGAUGCAGACCAGGAAGAACCGCAAGAAUGACGAGGCUUCGUACGAGAAGAUGUUAAAGCUUCGCCGGGACCUCAGUCGGGCUGUCACCAUCUUGGAAAUGAUCAAGAGGAGGGAGAAAAGCAAGAGAGAACUGCUGCACCUAACGUUGGAGAUUGUAGAGAAGCGAAACACAAUGCCCGACCUUGGCAGCGAGGUGAUGGCAGAGGCGCUGGCCCAGCAGGCUCUGGUCAAGCCCGUCUACACCAUCCCCAUCAUUCCUAGUGCCAACCAGUAUCGACACCAAGACCACUUGGACUUGAAGGACUACAAGAAGCAGGACAAGUCGGAGGUGGUGCGAACCAAAAGGAAAUACGAAAAGAAACCCAAGAUCCCCCCUCUGUUGGCACCCCAUCACACAGGACCUUCUGUGUUUAAUCUCAAAGACCUCAACCAGUAUGACUUCCCGAGCUCUGACGAUGAACCCUUCUCACAGAUUAAUUCAGGUUCCUCCGAGGCAGAGGAAGAGAGCGAUCCAGAUGGCUGCUAUGCGUUUAGGAGGAAAGCCGGCUGUCAUUACUACGCCUCCAAUCCAGGCCAGAGUGGCAGCUGGCCGUGGGUAAGCCCAUUGGAAGGCGGGCUGGGUCACCCACGCUUCCGCUACUGUCUGACCUCCCUUAGCACGCCACAGCGCUGCAUCAGUCUGGCUAGACGCCGCAUGGGCAGAGGUGGCAGAUUUUUGUUGGAUCGGGCGCACACGGACCUCGACGGCAUUUGCCAGACCCUGGACUCAGAACCGGAAUCGCUCACCUCAUCAUUUCCAUGCUCUCCACUCCGCAACUCUAGUACCUCAGAAAGCAAUACCUCGGACAUGACCGGCACUUCCCAUCCCGUCUCCUUCCCCUCAGCAUCACACCAGCCAUCACUGUCAUCCUCCACCAUGGCCACGGACCUCGGCCGGAUUCUUUUUAACAUUAAAUCUUGCCGCUGGAGGCAUUUCAGACCGCGGACGCUAUCCCAGCACCUUUUGGGUAGAGGAGUCCCGCCUCUUAAAGGAUGUGGCGAUUCCAGGCGGACGGUGACGGGACUUACUCGGACCUUGUCUGGAGGAUCCUGCUCGCUGAACCGCACUUGUGCUCCUGUCAACUUGUUGACGGUGGAGCAGUACCAGCAGCACCAAGAGCAGCUGGCCGUCAUGCAGAAGCAGCAGCUGGAGCAGAGCCAACAGCGACGACAGCAGCAGCCGCAACAACACCAGCAGCAGCAGCUGCCGCAGAAAAUACAACACGCCAACAACUCCAUGAGCGCCGCCAACCCGCUGAUCCUGGUGUCCAAGACAUUGGACCAAGCAAGCGCCCAGUUUGCCGCCUCCGCUCUCGUCACUGCUGACCAGCUGCUGGCCUUCAAGUCCAAAGAGGAGCUGGUGCUGGCGAGCGGCGUCAACGGCGUCUUGGGCAGCGCAGCUGUUUUCAAAGGUCUGCACCUGUGCAACGCCGCUGCCCCGCCCUCCACCCCCGCCUUCCUCCAGCCCUCCCCCCAGCCGGCCAACCCUCCAUCCGCCAACGCCGCCCCGGCCGUCUCCCUCUCCUCCGUCCCGGCGCUCGGCAUCUUAGGGUGCAACGCCGCCGCCCCCGCCUCCACUCAGGUCCUCAUCGGGAACAACAUAUGUCUGAGCGUCCCCUCGGGCCCCGGACUGGCCGGGCGCCACCUGCCCCGCGCCCUAUCCGGCGUGCCGCCCUCUGCCUUAAAACUGUCCACCACCACCAACCUGCAGAAGCCCAAAGUGUCCACAACGCCGGCCAUGGACAUGAACUCGAGGGAGAACCACGAGGAGGACAAGCCGUCCCUAAGCAGUAUAGCAGACAACACAGUGGCCAUGGAAGUGACGUAGCGGCCUCGAAGGGGCGGAGUCUACUAUUUCUUUGUUUAGGUGCUGUGCAUCGUAGCGUAGUAGGGGGAUGCAAAAAAGGGACUGCCAGGAUGUGACAAGCCGUUCUCAUCCUUUUUAUUGAAAAACGUUUUUGUUACCGUGUGGAAAGUGUACAUUGUGAAUAUACGGCAAAAAUGAAUAUGUGUACAGUAACAUAUUUGUACAUAUUACUUGAAAAAAAAGAAGAAAACAACUGUCCGUUUGUGAUGUUUUGCACUUGGGAGUCAAAAGCGGGAGAAAAAAAGUGUGUGUGUUGAGUGAGUGAGUUGUAUAGAGAAGUUUUAUCACGUGCAUGGUGCGAGCUGCUGCUUUGAUCUAUUUAUUAUUGUGCCGUGUUUACACUUUUUUUUAAAUUAUUUGUACACUGUACCUUUUUUUGUUUUUGUUUGCUUCCUGUGCUCUUGUACACGUUAGCUAGCUGCAGACUCCCGGGUGUCUGUCUACAACACAAAUCAAGCCCCCACACUCCCCCACCCUGUGCCAUGAGGGCAGAGGUGUCCAAACGUCUUCUCCCGAGGGCCGCAUACACAAUAGUCUAAGAAUACAUUAGUUGUUAAAGAUGCUAAAACCUAAUAUAAUGUAGGUCAAUAUAUGCUAAACUGAAUGCAAAGUAGCCUCAUAUUUAAUAUCUUUCUCAGGGCAACUGGACUGUUCAGAUGGUCCUAGAAGACAUGCAUCAUCAGUUCAUGCUCUGAGAUUGGGCAACUCUAGUCUUGACAGGAUUGUGCAGUAUGCAAAGUAUUUAUCCUCUAAGAGUGGGGACAUUCCCAGACAUGAUUUUGCUCCAUUGGGGUGCAAAACCACUUGUGCGGGCAUGUCCUACUAAAUACUUUAGAUCCUGCACCAUCCUGUCAGACUAAAGAGAAUACAAUGGCCUGGAUGAAUAAGAGUAUUCAGACAUUAAUAUAUCUCUUUAGAAUGAGUUGUUUUUUAGCAUAUACUGAAUGCCCAAUCACAUUUUGGACACUGCUGCAGUAGGGUCAGGAGGAAAAAUGGCUGUUGGUUGGGGUGGAGGAGCAGGGGGACUUUGGCCGUUGUCCCAAAUAAUACGUAACAAAACAGGGAUGAAGUCUCUUCCCAGAAGCCUUUGCUGCUUCGUAUUAAAGCACUAUUUUUGUGAUGUUUUGUUGUUUUUUUGAUACAGAUGCUGCUUUUUGUAUUUUUGGUUUUAAGGGGUUGGUCCUUCAUUUUCAUGCAAUUGGAGUCCCCUUCUUUUUUUUUUCUUUUUUUUU
Entelurus aequoreus (snake pipefish) is the source of this 4575-nucleotide messenger RNA. Its product is annotated as enhancer of polycomb homolog 1-like. NCBI's taxonomy places the organism in Eukaryota, Metazoa, Chordata, Actinopteri, Syngnathiformes, Syngnathidae. The transcript has 16 exons. Bases 788 to 3304 code for a protein of 838 amino acids. Gene Ontology annotation, biological process: regulation of transcription by RNA polymerase II. The record is from RefSeq and is a predicted model, not a curated record. Gene Ontology annotation, cellular component: piccolo histone acetyltransferase complex.